UGUUUGCUCGCUCGCUCGCUCGCUCCUUUGUGAAGUCUUCGUCAGCGUCGUGACCUUCGGCGACACGGCGAUGGUGGGGGGUCUUCGUCGUUUGAGUCCAAGGAGCAGGAAUUAUUGCGUGCGGAGGAGGAGCAGUUAACGCUUGCUCUGCGACACCGAUUGUGUUUUUCUAAAGGAUAUUGAACAAGACGCAUGAGUUUUUGGGAGGGGGUUUCAACGUCUGAGGGGGAUUGCUUCUAGGGUUUGGAAGUCGUAGCAGGGGACAAUGUAUCAUCCUUCACGAGGCGGUGUUCGUGGUGGGAGAGACCAGUUUAAUUGGGAUGAUGUCAAGGCCGACAAGCACCGCGAGAAUUACCUUGGUCACAGCCUCAAGGCUCCUGUUGGGCGAUGGCAGAAGGGUAAAGAUCUUAUGUGGUAUGCACGGGACGGAAAGCAAACCGCUGAUGAGGCAGCUGCAUCAGCGCGAGAGGAAAUUGAACGAAUCAAGCAAGAAGAAGAAGAAGCGAUGCGGGUAGCGUUAGGUUUGGCCCCUAGACGGGAUAACAAGCCUAGAGGAAAUAGACUCGAUAAGCGGGAACAAGAGGAGCUGUUGAAAAGGAGUAAAGCCGGUGAAGAGGUUGAAAAGCCCUACGCUCAAGGCGAAAGAGUUCAAGGCCUUGGAUUUGCACCAGUUACUAAGGCGGAAGCGCCUGAUCCGAAGCUUCUUCUUCAACGGCAGAUAGUCCCAGAAGAAGAGGGUCCUUCGGCUCCGGCAGUUUCUUAUCCUCACAGGCAGGAGGAGGAUAAAGUGGAACAGGAGCCUCUAUCUAAUGCUGUGAAGGAAGAUUCGCAACAAUUGUCAGAUGAAAUUAAAAUGAAACGAAGGAGGAAGGAAGAAAAGAGAGCUGCCAAGGAGCAGCGACGAGAAGAGAAAAGAGCUGCGAAGAAGAUGCGACGUGAGAAAAGGAGACGACAUGCUUCAACCAGCAGCGACGAAAAGGUGAUAGAUGUAGAGGGUUCACGAACCAAGUCCAAACGUCAUGUGAGUGAUAGUAGUGAUGAAGAGCACACUUUAAGCAGGAAAGACGCAAGAGUGGAAGGUCGAGAAAAUCAAAGAAAUAGGAGAGGACCUACGAGAGUCAGCGGUGAUGAUGCAAGUCCACGGGGCGUUAAAAGGACCCAUGACGGUCUAAGAAGUGACGAGAGUGAUGAAGGUGUACAAGAGAGGCCCUCAGGAACUAAGGACAUACCUGGACGGAAGGGUGAAAAUAGCAGGGUAAGUUUAGUUAGGGAUACUAGGGAUGUCUACGAUGGUUACAAGGCCGAGAAAGGACGAAGACCUUCGGUAGCAAUCGACCGUGGUGUGGAAGAGAAUAUUAGGAGUAAAAGAGAGAAUGAAGGUACUAGGGAUGGUGAGUACGUUAAAGGUUGGAUGUCCACCUCUUAUCAUUCUGAGCGAGAUCGUAAAUAUGGUAGGGGUUAUAAUAAUAGCCCAAGACAACGUUACAAUUAUGAUGAUAGGGAGGAAAGGGGAGAAAGUCCAAAAAUUGAUAAGUAUAGUGAGGCUCACACUAGAGCGCCGGGCAGCCCAAGACUGGGACGUAAUCCACAUAGUGAUGAUGACACUAAGAGGAGGCAGGCAGGAGGUAAUGAAACCAGGAGACACCAGCCACGGGAUGAGACGAGUAGAAGAGGAGAUGGGCACUACAGUAGGGGCAAUGGGAGGUACCGCAGGCGAUCUCCAUCUUAAGUUUGUAGAGAAUCAUGAUACGACUCCGAUUUAUAAAGACCAGAUACCAGAGAAUGUAUUUAAAAACUGAUUCAUCUCGCCAGUCAUGGUUGUUCGGUAAAUCUGGCCUGGCAAUUAGAUAACAUAUGAAAGGUACACUCAAUGUCA
Messenger RNA from Physcomitrium patens, 1876 nucleotides. RefSeq lists its product as uncharacterized. The record is from RefSeq and is a predicted model, not a curated record. NCBI's taxonomy places the organism in Eukaryota, Viridiplantae, Streptophyta, Bryopsida, Funariales, Funariaceae.